Postia placenta MAD-698-R-SB12 is the source of this 1692-nucleotide messenger RNA. RefSeq lists its product as hypothetical. The transcript is spliced from 3 exons. Lineage: Eukaryota; Fungi; Basidiomycota; Agaricomycetes; Polyporales; Adustoporiaceae. The record is from RefSeq and is a predicted model, not a curated record. Bases 1 to 1692 code for a protein of 563 amino acids.
AUGUCCCGGGAUCUACGCGCGAGGCAUCGGGACGACCGUGCCGAGCUUCGAGUAAGCGUCGCGCACCGUCGAAGGUGUCGAAGAGCGUCGAAGGCGAAAUCGAAGUGUUGGGAGACUGAGUCGAAGUGCCGGGCGGGAUGUGAGUGCCGAAAAGAGGUGUAUCGGGGCCCAGCGGGGCUCGGCGCCUAUCACCGACUACACCUCAAGCACCCCGAUCACUACGCCGACGACCCAUACACCAUGGCAGAGAUUCACGCGGCGGCUACUUUCAUUCUACACGGUACAUCGAGCACACCUACGACCGCGGCGAACCAAGCUAUCGCUUCGACAUCGAACACUUCGACAACGGUGCCCCCCGGGAUGAUCAAGACCAAAGACAUCUCGAUGAUCAUCGAAAGCCUGUCGAGGACGAUCGCGACACUUAUUCAGCCGACAACACACGCGACGCACAACCACGCCCCCGCACCGAGACAACAAGCUGCCGUCCACAUCCACGAGAACACCGGAGCUGAACAGACGUGCCACUACUGCGGCAAUCGUGGCUGCAGGGUAGGCACCUGCGAGUUCGCGGAAAUCGACAUUCGGGACGGCAAGUGCAAACGGAACACCGAAGGCAAGAUCGUUCUUCCAAACAGAAGUUUCUGUCCCCGCACUAUCCCUGGUCUCACAAUACGAGAUCGAAUCUACGAGUGGCAUAGAAGAAAUCCCGCAGCACCCGCCACUCCGACGAUGCUCUUCGAGAUCGACGAUCGCUCGACUGUGCAAACAUUCACGCUCAACACUAGCGGCAGGAUCGAGGCGCUCGAGCGAGAACUCCUUCAGCUUCGGAAGCGAAGGGAGGUCUUCGACGGCGUCGAGAUUCUACAGCGGAAGAAGCCUACGACGACAGCCAUCCCGAGGAGCGCGGAAGCCUCUGGAUCUGCGUACAAGACCAUUGUCCCCGUUAUCCAGCCGAAGCUCGCCGAAGAAAUCUUCCAGCAUUCGAUGAAGUCGCAGUUCGUCACGCUGACCCCAGAAGAGUUGCUGUCGAUCGCGCCCGACGUUCGAACCAAGUACCGCGACGCCGUCACCCCCAAGCGAGUCUCGACGGAACCCGUCGCGUCGGCCCCCGUCGUAGAAAUCGGCGCCGACGAGGUCACGGCCGUCAACCAGCUCUCGUGUUCAGGUGCAACAUUGGAACCUGGUGCUACAAUCGUCCCCGACCCCUACGAAACAUACCUCAAGCACAUCCCUCACGGCGAGCACCCCGCAGAAUUCACCGUCGCACGCGAUUCGAACGCGAUUCGCUCAAUCAUCGCUUUGAUUGACAACAAAGAGCAGAUCGAAUGCAUCGUCGACCCAGGUUCGCAAAUCGUCGCCAUGUCAGAAGAGGUCUGUCUCGGCCUCAACCUCCUCUUCGAUCCUACAAUCCAGCUGAACAUGCAAUCGGCGAACGGCGAGGUGGACCGAUCGUUAGGACUCAUUCGAAAUGUUCCCUUCCGCAUCGGUGAGAUCGUAUUGUAUCUCCAGGCUCACGUCAUUCGAAACGCAGCGUACGACAUCCUCCUCGGCCGACCCUUCGACAUGCUCACGCAGAGCGUCGUCAAGAACUUCGCCGACGAGAACCAGACCAUUACGAUCCUCUGCCCGAACACCGGCGAAACCGUCACGAUUCCGACCACUCUCUCGGGUGUCGCCAAUCGCAUUUUCUAG